CUGUGCAGCCUGUGCGUCAACAUGACAGGCGGCAGAAACCAGUGAUCACCGCUGCAGCUGCUGCAGCCGCUGGCAUGAAGAAGAGUAGUUGUUGUUGGAGGAGGAGGAGGAGGAUGUCUCUGCCCUGCAGCGGAUCGUCGUUUCCUGGUGUGGAGAGCUGAUUUCUUCCCGAAUUUUCUCUCACCGGAUUUUUUUUUUUUUUUGGAGAGCGACACAGAGAAGGCUCCGCCAUUCCUGACUGUGACGUCAUACAGAAUUCAUCCCCUCGGUCCGGCCCCUGACACACAAUGGUGGAUUCCCUCAGGAUGUCGUCCUCGGCCGCUGACGCAGUUCUCAGUCGAAGGUACGUGUCCGUUGUACUCGUAGUUUUACAGCUGCUGACACUACGAGGCGGAGCUCAGUACAUUGGCGCCCCGUUGGAUUGCCGCACCACGUGUGUGUGUGCCAGCAACAUCGUCAGCUGCUCCCAGAUGAAUCUCACCAACGUCCCCAGUGGUCUUCCACACUACACGGCAGUCCUGGACCUCAGCUACAACGCCAUCACCAGGCUGCGUGCGGAGUGGACGCCUGUGACGCUGAGCAGACUGAACACGCUCCUGCUCAACAACAACGGCCUCACCUUCCUGUCCUCCGAGGCCUUCGUGCACGUGACCAAGGUCCGGCACCUGGACCUGUCUUCCAACUGCAUUCGCCUCCUGGACGAGUUCAUCUUCGAGCCUCUGGAGCACCUGGAGGUGCUGCUGCUGUACAACAACUGCAUCUCCCAGAUCGACCGCUCGGCGUUUUCCAGCCUGGUGAAGCUGCAGAAACUCUACCUGAGCUACAACCAGAUCUCACGGUUCCCUUUGGAGCUGGUCAAGGAGCGCAGCAGACUGGAAACCCUGCAUCUUCUGGACGUGUCCUCCAACCGGAUCAAAGUCCUGCCCCUCCAGGAGCUCCAGGCUCUGCCAGCCUGGCUGAAGAACGACCUGUAUUUCCACAACAACUCUCUUCCCUGCAGCUGUGACCUGUACGACAUGGUCGCUCGCUGGUACCUCAAGGAGCUGAACUCGGUGGCCGACUUCAAGGGCAGCCACACUUGUGUGUUACCGGGGCAGCAGAAGGAGAGAGUGACCAUACUGGAUCUGGACAAGGUCCAUCUGAACUGCAGCGAGGUCAGGGUUCUAACUGAAGGAGCCUUUCUGGAGCAGUUCCUGGUCCUGGACUGUGACACCAAACAGAGGGUCGUGCAGAAAAGCUGGGUUCUCCCCGGGAACACGUCCUUGUCCGCUGCCAACAAGACCGCUGUGAUGCGCCACGACAGCAGCCUCCAGAUCGGACCCCUGAGGGCGGAGGACUCCGGGGUGUACACCUGCUACGCCACCGGUGACGCCUACAACGAAACACUUUACGUGACCGUGGUGGUGUUCAAUUCCACCAUGAGCGGCGGACUGGAGAACCUGAAGACGGCCUACACCACCCUGGUGGCAUGUCUGGUCAGUUUAGUCAUGAUCCUCAUCUACCUCUAUCUAACACCCUGCCGUUGCCCUUGUUGCCCCGGCUACGGUUUGGAGAAGAACGACCCCGGCGACAGCUUCCACUCGUCGACCGUCAGCAUCAACCAAACCCACAACGAGGGCGGACAGGAAGUGCAGGAAGGCAGAGGAUUCCCCUACAGGCACGUGGGCUUCCAGGAAAUCAAGGACCAGUCGGAGCAGAACGGGAGGUUGAAUCCGAUCGGCGAGGAGGACGAGGAGGCGCAGGGCGACAGCAGGGAGAGGAGGAGGUCUGAUGCCGAGUCGGUGUGCUCUGACACCCCCAUGGUGGUCUGACUGUGUUCUUUAUCUGCUACACGGUUUUAGAAGCAUGUCAUUAUCAGAGCAAUAGCACUUAAAUUAAGAAAAGUCUCUAUUUAAAUAUUUUUCAAAAGUAGCAUUUUUCAGAGACUGUGUUUUCGCGAAGUCACGUUGCACAUACAGUAUGUUUUUUAUUGUUUGAUACAUGUCUCAUAUCCUGACGGAAAUGUGUUUUAGACAAAUAUACUUAAUGCUGAAGCUGCACAUUUAAAAAAUACUUUUUUUACUCUUUCUUUUAAGGUAAAAACAAGAAGAAGAAAGUUUAAUUUUGCUUUCAUAUCUAUAUAAUUUAAUUUAUCUUUGACUAAAAGAAAUGUGUUUUUUUUAUUUUUGAUAGUUUUAUUUUACAUUCCUCUAUGUUCUCUUUGCGACAUGUGAUACUGUAAUAUUUUAUCUUAUUAUGCUGUAAAUGUACACGUACCAAUAUUAAGCAGUAACAUAGCUGUAGGUCCAGUGUGUUUGUUUUUUUUCUG
Molecule: messenger RNA, 2308 nt
Organism: Cynoglossus semilaevis (tongue sole)
Lineage: Eukaryota; Metazoa; Chordata; Actinopteri; Pleuronectiformes; Cynoglossidae
Product: amphoterin-induced protein 1-like
Exons: 2
Coding region: 288-1811 (507 amino acids)
Biological process (GO): brain development
Cellular component (GO): membrane
Molecular function (GO): protein binding
Source: RefSeq, a predicted model, not a curated record